UUGCCUUUAUUUGUUUUUGUAGAUAUAUAAAAAAUGAGUAAUGAAUCUAGUGCUACUUCACCAGUUGCAUCAUUAAAUUCUGAGUAUGUACCUGCUGCAGCAGACCAAGACAAAACACCAACUGAGGUGCCAUCAGCACAUGAAGAAUCUAAAGCAUCAUUACAUAAACAACCGUCUCCUGAAAAAGUUGUGGAAAAGAAAACCAAAAUAGACGUGCUGUUAAAGGCAGCUGGAGAUGCACCAAUCAUGAAAAAGAAAAAAUGGGCAGUAGAUGCAAACAGACCUAUAGCAUAUUUAAUCGAGUUCAUACGAAAAUAUAUCAAAUGUGAACCUUCGGAGUCGUUAUUUUUAUAUGUCAAUCAAACAUUUGUGCCAUCACCCGAUCAACUACUCAGUAAUUUGUUUGAAUGUUUUGGUACAGAUGGGAAACUUGUGCUACAUUAUUGUAAGUCACAAGCUUGGGGUUAAAUAUCUUUAUGUUUAUAUUUUUAAGUUUAUUUUUUGUAGCUUUUAAUUAUUUGUGUUUGUUUUAUGAAAUUGUACUUAUUGUUUAUUUUAGCCUGUGUUUCAUUGUGCAAUUAUUAAUUUGCUUUAUAUACAUUUUUGUGAGUUAAAACACUUUUGCUUUGAAGUAGCUGGAACAGAAUAAAUUGCUCAAGAUGAUGAAUGUAAAUGUCAGAUGCAAAGGUUCUGCUUUUAAGGUAGGCUUCUGAAGAUCGAAAUGCCAUUAAAUAAUUUUUUAAUUUUUGAGUUUGGGGCUGAAAGAGAUGAUUUUUUAUUACCAAACUUUGAUUGGGCUUAAAUUUGUUAUUUUUUUAUUGGAUCUUACCUUAGGGUUCCAUGUUCAUGCUCAUUUAGACGUUAAUAAGGUUGUGUAAUAUGCAUUUUUUAAUGGAAUGUUACGUAAUUAGGUUUUGUGAAGGUAUUAAAGAAUCUUGAAUCUCAAAGAUUUGUUGCAGAUAAUGUGCAAACAUAUAUAGCAAUAAAGGUCACUGCAGGUUGAUGUCAACAAUAGAUAUAGUCAAGUGAUUUAAGGCAAGAGUUAGACCAGACAGAACAGUCAGAAUAAAAUCAAUUACAGACCUUUAUUUAAUGAGCAAUUACGCCUUAUAACUGCAUAUGGAAUAUAUUUAUGAUAAACAUAAAUCUCUAGUUGCAAAGUUGCAAAAUAUUUUGUAAGGCAGCUAACCAGUAUUUACAUAUGUUUUAAUUGCCUGUUGAUACAAAAGGUUAUGUUGAAUUUAAAUAUAACGUGCUUAUGAGUGGACAAACAGUUAUAUUAAUUGUUUUUUUAUAAAUGUAAAACUGCCUGC
Molecule: messenger RNA, 1313 nt
Organism: Hydractinia symbiolongicarpus
Lineage: Eukaryota; Metazoa; Cnidaria; Hydrozoa; Anthoathecata; Hydractiniidae
Product: autophagy protein 12-like
Exons: 1
Coding region: 34-468 (144 amino acids)
Biological process (GO): autophagy of mitochondrion; C-terminal protein lipidation; nucleophagy
Cellular component (GO): cytoplasm; phagophore assembly site membrane; Atg12-Atg5-Atg16 complex
Source: RefSeq, a predicted model, not a curated record